AUGGAAAAGCCCUCUCCGUCUUCCCUGAAAUUCUACCUGGGACUUAUCCUCUUUGGUCACCUGAUCAAACCGUCUCCUUCCUGCUUUGUGCGAAUACCUCUCAUCAUCUGUCAGAGGGCAUGGACCUCCGUCUUCCCUGAAAUUCCACCUGGGACUUAUCCUCUUUGGUCACCUGAUCAAACCCGUCUCCUUCCUGCUUUGUGCGAAUACUUCUCAUCAUCACUGUCAGAGGGGCAUGGAAAGCCCUCCGUCUUCCCUAAAUUCCCCUGGGACUUAUCCUCUUUGGUCACCUCAUCAAAUCCGUCUCCUUCCUUUUGUGCGAAUACCUCAUCAUCACUGUCAGAGGGGCAUAGAAAGCCUCCUUCCCUGAAAUUCUACCUGGGACUUAUCCUCUUUGGUCACCUCAUCAAACCCGUCUCCUUCCUGCAUGUGCGAAUACCUUCAUCAUCACUGUCAGAGGGCAUGGAAAGCCCUCCGUCUUCCCUGAAUUUACCUGGGACUUCAUCCUCUUUGGUCACCUCAUCAAACCCCGUCUCCUUCCUGCUUUGUGCGAAUACAUCAUCAUCACUGUCAGAGGGCAUGGAAAAGUCCUCCGUCUUCCCUGAAAUUCUACCUGGACUUAUUCUGUUUGGUCACCUGAUCAAACCCGAAAAGAAAACACCGGUAAAUACUUUCCGUCUCAAGAUUGACCAAAAGAAAAACACCGGCAAAUACCAGUCCGUCCAUCAGCCGUUCCAGGGCCGUGAUAAGACAAGUCCGUCUUCCCUGAAGGUUCUGCCCAAGGACAGAGAUUUGUCUGAAAAGAAAAAACCUGUAAAUACCAGUCCGUUCAAAGUGAAUUCCAGGCUCGUGACUGUCAGACAAGUCCUCCGUCUUCCCUGUGAAUCAAUCAGGGUUCUGUCUUGGACAGAGAUCAAACCCGUCUCCUUCCUGCACCGUGCGAAUACCAUCUCACCUGAUCAAACCUGUCUUUGUGUGAAUACCUCUCUGUCAUCACUGUCAGAGGGGCAUGGAUCCACCACGUCUUCCCUGAAAUUCCUCCUGGGUUUAUCCGUUUUGGUCACUUCAUCAAACCUGUCUCCUUCCUGCUUUGUGCGAAUACCUCUCAUCAUCACUGUCAGAGGGCAUGGAAAAGCCCUCAUGUCUUCCCUGAAAUUCCCCUGGGACUUAUCCACUUGUCACCUGAUCAAACCUGUCUCCUUCAUGCUUUGUGCGAAUACUCUCAUCAUCACUGUCAGAGGGCACAAGCCUCCGUCUUCCCCUGAAAUUCCACCUGGACUUAUCCUCUUGUUCAUGUCAAACCCAUCUCUCUUCCUGCUUUUGUGCGAAUACCUAUCAUCAUCACUCGAAUACCUCUCAUCAUCAUCACUGUCAGAGGGGCAAAGUCCUCCGUCUUCCCUGAAAAUUCCACCUGGGACCCUCCGUCUUCCUGAAAUUCUACCUGGGACUUAUCCUCUUUGGUCACUUCAUCAAACCUGUCCUUCCUGCUUUGGCGAAUACCUCUCAUCAUCACUGUCAGAGGGGCAUGGAAAGUUCUCCGUCUUCCCUGAAAUUCCCUGGGACUUAUUCUUUGGUCACCUGAUCAAACCCCAUCUCCUUCCUGCUUUGUGCGAAUAUUUCUCUCAUCACUGUCACAUGUCAGUCUUCCUGAAAUUCCCCUGGGCAUCACUUUGGAUCAAACCCGUCUCUUCCUGCGUGCAGGCCUUCCCAGAGGGGCAUGAAAUUCCACCACCUGGGACUUAUCCCUUUGGUCUCCAAACCCGUCUCCUUCCUGCUUUGUGCGAAUACCUCUCAUCAUCACUGUCAGAGGGCAUGGAAAGCCCUCCACGUCUUCCCUGA
Molecule: messenger RNA, 1839 nt
Organism: Acanthosepion pharaonis
Lineage: Eukaryota; Metazoa; Mollusca; Cephalopoda; Sepiida; Sepiidae
Source: the annotation of a GenBank genome assembly